Molecule: messenger RNA, 1410 nt
Organism: Aspergillus ibericus CBS 121593
Lineage: Eukaryota; Fungi; Ascomycota; Eurotiomycetes; Eurotiales; Aspergillaceae
Exons: 3
Coding region: 1-1410 (469 amino acids)
Biological process (GO): small GTPase-mediated signal transduction
Molecular function (GO): guanyl-nucleotide exchange factor activity
Source: RefSeq, a predicted model, not a curated record
AUGUCUGCGUACUCGCCGUCGGCCAGCCUGCCGUUCAUGCCCAUGCCUGGGCAGCCAGGGCCGGCCUACCCGCUGCUGUUUCGAUCGGAGACCGAGAUUCCUCCCUUCUUCGUGCAAUAUCGAUGGUGGGAAGAUGAGGCCGCCACGGUGUUCUGGGCUUUUGACCCCCUGGAAAUCCAGCGAGUGAUCCGGUUUGGGCUCUACUCGAACGCGAGCCUGCCCCGGUCGAUCCUCCAGAAUCGCGAUCCCCAUACCAUUCGGGAGAUCCUGGUCUCACUUGUGAGCCCGGAUGAACUGGCCUUUGUGGACAGCCUGUCGCCUCUGCAGAAGGUGGAGGAGAUUCUCCGCCGGUGUCGGGACAACCGGGCUCCUCUGGUCCCCUGGAGCUGGGUCCCAACCCAACGGGAUCGGGACAUGAACCCUCUCCGCAUCGCCGAAGCCAUCGAUGCGGAGAGCCAGGUUCAGUUCACCCGCAUCUCGUUUGAGAGGCUGGUCCGCUACUCCCUGACCCUCAAGGAGCCCGCGGUCGAAUGGUUUCUACAACAGCAUACGGCGCUCUAUAUCCACCUCAUUCACUUUCUGCAGAUGUUCCCGGAGGAGCUGCCCCGGUACCUGGAGGUCGAACAGCAUCUCCGGUCUCGCAGCCCAUUUGCCCACCGGGCGGUGCACCAGUGCCUACGCGACCUCCGACAAGCCGUGCCGGGGCGGUCCUCGUCUCCGGCCUUUGAAUUCGUGGCGGGACCCAUCCAACAGUUAUUCCUCUCGUUUCCGCCGAGCCUCAAAGAUGCGUUGAAGGUGCUCUCCGUCCUGGGGGCGCGGUUUGAGCGCACCUACAUCCACGCCCGGGAGAUGAACUGGACCAAGCCAUUUGCCGUGGACUUUUCCUUCCUGGAGGACUUGACGGCGUCGAUGUCGGCGGACGACUUUGCCAAAACGAUUACGACGGGCGACCAGAGCUGUUUCUCAGGACUGACCCAGAAAAGCUUUGUGGAACCGGAUGCCGUUAUCAAACGACUGCUGGUGACGUGGGAGCUGAUGAGCAUGGCGGUGUGGGAGUGCUGCACCGGGUUGCCCGAGCUGAUCGAAUACAUUGAAGAGCUGGCCCAGGCCCUGUACAAUCGGCACGACUACCAUGCCUUCGCGGCGAUCCUUAGCGGCCUCUUCCGGUACAACACGUCGUUUCUGAAGAUCCAUGGCAACACGGCCAUCCCGAGCCCGGUGCUCCCUCAACUCGCGGGCCUGAUGGAUCCGGCGGAGAACUUUGUGGCCUACCGACAGGAGUUCCAGCAGCGGCCGGGCAUCCCCUUUCUCUUCCCCCAUAUCCGGGAGUACCAGCAGCACGGGCCGCCCGCCCUGCACCAGCUGUUCCAGCGAUUGCAGACGAGCAAUCUCGAGAGCAAUCUCCACUAG